This is a messenger RNA of Sycon ciliatum, 3963 nucleotides long. Its product is annotated as myosin-11-like. NCBI's taxonomy places the organism in Eukaryota, Metazoa, Porifera, Calcarea, Leucosolenida, Sycettidae. Bases 135 to 3962 code for a protein of 1275 amino acids. Gene Ontology annotation, cellular component: myosin II complex; cytoplasm; myosin filament. The transcript is spliced from 25 exons. The record is from RefSeq and is a predicted model, not a curated record. Gene Ontology annotation, molecular function: microfilament motor activity; ATP binding; actin filament binding.
UGGAGCAGCUGCGAUGCAACGGAGUGCUGGAGGGCAUACGUAUCUGCCGCCAGGGCUUCCCUAGUCGUGUCCCGUUCCAGGAGUUCCGUUAGCGUUACGAGCUGCUCACGCCCAACCUGAUACGGAAGGGCUUGAUGGAGGGACGGCGGUCGGCUGUGAUGAUGCUGGAAGCACUGGAGCUGCACGAGGAUCAGUACCGCGUGGGUAACAGCAAGGUGUUCUUCCGCGCCGGUGUGCUAGCCAAGCUGGAGGAGGACAGGGAAAACAAGCUUAGUAUCAUCCUCACUGCCAUGCAGGCACGCAUCAGAGGAACUCUCAGCCGCAUUAACUAUCAGAAGUUAGUACAGCAGAGUGAGGCUAUUCACGUUGUGCAGAGGAACUGCAGAGCCUACCUCAUUCUGUGUCGCUGGCCAUGGUGGAGACUGUACACUAAGGUGAAGCCAUUGCUGAAUGUGACUCAUCAGGACGACGAGCUCCGCGCCAUCGAGGUCGAGCUGAAGACGGUCAAUGACAAACUGGCCCGGAGCGACCGGGACGUGGACAAUCUGCGUAACUUAGUGGAUACACUGACAAUGGAGAAGAGCAAACUCAAUGAACAACUCACCUCUGAACAGGACAUGCUUAACGAAGCUGAAGAGGCACGCUCAGAGUUGCUGCAGUGCUGCGGUAACCUGGAAGAGGCACUUCACGACACUGAGAUGCGUCUGGACGAGGAAGAGGACCGCAGCAAGGACCUGUCUGCAGAGCAGAAGAAGCUGCAGGAAAAGAUCACCGUCAUGGAAGAACAGCUGGCAGAAGAGUCCGGAAAGGCCCAGAAGCUGGUGUUGGCGAAUGUUGCACUAGAAGCUAAGGUCAAGGGCCUGGAUGAGAUGACUGAACGCCAGGAAGACCAACUCAACAAGCUUCAAAAGGAGCGUAAGCAACUGGAAGAGCGGGUCAAGGAGACCACACAGGCGUUGGAUGACGAGAGUGAUCGCGUCAAGACCCUGGCCAAGUCCAAGGCUAAGAAUGAGACCAUGAUAGCUGACCUGGAGAGUCGCCUGGGCACCGAAGAAAAGAACCGCAAAGAGUUGGAGAAGCAGAAGAAGAAGGUGGAUGCUGAAGCACGUGAGCUGCAGGAGAAGCUGUUUGCAGCGCUGAUGAAGAUCCAAGAACUGGAGUCCACUGUUGCUCGCCUUGAAGGAGAGCUAUCCUCCACAAACCAGCGGCUUGAAGAGGAGAGUGCCGCCAAGGCGCAGCUGGAAAAGAAGCAUCGUGAGCUAGAAGGUCAGAUCGCCGACUUGAACGAAGAUUUGGACAUGGAACGUCCCGCCAGAGGAGACGCUGAUAAGAAGAGCAAGCAGCUGGAAUCGGAACUGGAGAAUCUUCAGAAUGAGCUUGAGGAGCAAGUGAGUGGCACGAUCGCCAUGGAGGAAGUGUGUCGCAAGCGUGAAGGAGAGGUAGCCAGUCUGAAACUGCAGGUGACGGAAGGCACUCGUAUGCACGAUGCCGCAUUGUCCGAGCUCAAGGAGAAGCUCAACUCUCAGAUCCAGCGUCUGCAGGAGGAGGCUGAUCAGCUGAGUCGAGCCAAUUCCAACCUGGAGAAGGAGAAGAAUCGCCUGGUGCAUGAGAACCGUGACCUGGUGUCCGAGUUGGAGAGCGAGAAGGCGGCUCGCAUUGAGUCCGACCGUCGUCGUCGUAACCUGGAACAGGCUAACAUGGAGUUGUCCAAUGUCAACAGUGAGAAGAACAGGAAACUGGACGAGCUCACUGCCACAAAGACCAAACUUCAGUCUGACCUUGAAGGUAGCAAUGCUCACUUGGUGGAUCUGGAGUCUAAGGUGUCUAGCCUGGAGCGCGGCAAGCAUGCGCUGGAAUCCCAGCUCAAUGAGCUCAGGGAGUCAACGAUGGAAGAUGCAGCUAGUCUCUCUGCUGUCACACACAAGCUAAAGGCCUCACGGGCUGAAGUAGUAACUCUCAAUGAUCAGCUGGAGGAGGAGCAAAAUGCCCGCGAAGAGAUGCAGAAGCAGUUGAGCAAUGCCAACACUCAGCUUGCUGAUACACGUCGGGAUCGUGACCAACUAUCCCUGGACAACGAGGAGCUGGAGAACUACCGCAAGAAGUCGCAGAGAGAAAUGGAGUCUCUGCAGACGCAGCAGGACGAACUGGCCAACGCCAACGCCAAGCUGGAGAAGACCAAGAAACGACUAACGGAAGAAGUUGCCGACCUCAGUGUGAACUUUGAAGCCCAGGCAGCCCGCGCCGCAGAGCUGGAGAAGAAACAGCGCAAGUUUGACCAGACGCUGACGGAUGAGCGGGCCAGAACGGAAGAGACUUGUGAGCAGAGGGACGCCGCACUGCGUGAGUCCAGAGAGUAUGCUACAAAGAACAUGGCAUUAACACAGGACGUGGAGAUGUUGACCAAUAAGCUGGCUGAGUCUGAGCGCUCACGCAAGUCACUGCUUGCUGAGCUCAAUGAUCAACUGGAGAACAAGGAUGACACUGGUAAAUUACUUCAUGAACUGGAGAAGGCCAAGCGUAACUUGGAAGCACAGCUUGAUGACCAGACGAUGCAACUGGAGGAGCUAGAGGAUGAGCUCCAGAGUGUGGAGGAUGCUAAGCUCAGACUGGAGGUCAACUUCCAGGCCACCAAGACCAACUGGGAGCGUGAGAUGGCGUCGAAGGAUGAAGUUGUGGAGGAGCAGCGCCGUGGAAUGCAGAAGCAGCUGCGUGAACUUGAGUCGGACUUGGAGGACGAACGCCGCAAUCGAUCAUCUGCUGUCGCCGCCAAGAAGAAGCUGGAAGGCGAGAUGAGAGAACUGGAGAAUGACAAGCUGCAGUUGGAGAAGGGCAAGGAGGAUGCAUCCAAACAAGUUAGACAACUUCAGGCUCAAAUGAAGGAGGUCUAUCAAGAGCUGGAGGAGUCCCGUACCGGCCGCGAUGCAGCACUGCAGCUGUCCCGUGAAGCCGAGAAGAAACUCAAGGUUCUAGAGUCGGAUGUCACACGCCUUACUGAGCUUGCUGAUACACGUCGGGAUCGUGACCAACUAUCCCUGGACAACGAGGAGCUGGAGAACUACCGCAAGAAGUCGCAGAGAGAAAUGGAGUCUCUGCAGACGCAGCAGGACGAACUGGCCAACGCCAACGCCAAGCUGGAGAAGACCAAGAAACGACUAACGGAAGAAGUUGCCGACCUCAGUGUGAACUUUGAAGCCCAGGCAGCCCGCGCCGCAGAGCUGGAGAAGAAACAGCGCAAGUUUGACCAGACGCUGACGGAUGAGCGGGCCAGAACGGAAGAGACUUGUGAGCAGAGGGACGCCGCACUGCGUGAGUCCAGAGAGUAUGCUACAAAGAACAUGGCAUUAACACAGGACGUGGAGAUGUUGACCAAUAAGCUGGCUGAGUCUGAGCGCUCACGCAAGUCACUGCUUGCUGAGCUCAAUGAUCAACUGGAGAAUAAGGAUGACACUGGUAAAUUACUUCAUGAACUGGAGAGGGCCAAGCGUAACUUGGAAGCGCAGCUUGAUGACCAGACGAUGCAACUGGAGGAGCUAGAGGAUGAGCUCCAGAGUGUGGAGGAUGCUAAGCUCAGACUGGAGGUCAACUUCCAGGCCACCAAGACCAACUGGGAGCGCGAGAUAGCGUCGAAGGAUGAAGUUGUGGCGGAGCAGCGCCGUGGAAUGCAGAAGCAGCUGCGUGAACUUGAGUCGGACUUGGAGGACGAACGCCGCAAUCGAUCAUCUGCUGUCGCCGCCAAGAAGAAGCUGGAAGGCGAGAUGAGAGAACUGGAGAAUGACAAGCUGCAGUUGGAGAAGGGCAAGGAGGAUGCAUCCAAACAAGUUAGACGACUUCAGGCUCAAAUGAAGGAGGUCUAUCACGAGCUGGAGGAGUCCCGUACCGGCCGCGAUGCAGCACUGCAGCUGUCCCGUGAAGCCGAGAAGAUACUCAAGGUUCUGGAGUCGGAUGUCACACCCCCUUACUGAG